Messenger RNA from Pedinophyceae sp. YPF-701, 834 nucleotides. The record is from the annotation of a GenBank genome assembly. NCBI's taxonomy places the organism in Eukaryota, Viridiplantae, Chlorophyta, Pedinophyceae.
AUGUCGCUGCGGGCACUCUCCAAGACCGCAACCGGCGCGCUUCCGGCCCGGCCGCGCGCCCGAGUUGUCGCCGGGGCCACGCAGACCACGCAGACUGCAGACCGACCUCUCGCGAAGCCGGCUGUGUUCAAUGCAAGCCGUCCGAGGCACGACGACGCCCGCGUGGUGUGGGGCCCAGCGGAAAUGAUUCGGCUCCCGGGCGUGAACGCAGUCGUCAUUCCGAGCCCUGCUAACAAGGACGCCAAGCUUGCCCCGUCGGUGAUUGAGAAGGAGUUCAAAGACGUCCCCGACGUCCGACUCGACGUACCGAUUCGGCGCGACGACAUCGACGCCGGGGCGCGGGCGUUCAUCGACGGGCUCCCAGCCGGCGCAGGCUCCCCAGAGCUGCGGGUAGCGCUCGCGGACGACGUCGCGCGCCUCGCAAAGGCGUUUUUCGUCGCGUGCCCGGACCUCACCGCUGUCAAGGCCACCCUCGAGCUCGUCUCGUUCGUCCCGUGCCCUCGCUGGCACGUCGACAAGGUCCGCGCGCGCCUCAUUUGCACCUACGCUGGCGCGGGCACUCGCCUCGUGGAGAACGCGGCCGUCAAGCGCAGCCCGCUCCUGCGGCGGCGGCUCCGCGGCGACGCCGGCUUCGUGGUGAACGAGGCGCACGCCGUGUCGACGGGCAGCGGCGAGGCGCUGCUCCUCAAGGGCGAGGCCUGGCCGCAGUAUGAGGGCCUCGCGGUGGUGCACGCGUCCCCGGAGGACCCGGGGAAGUGGGGCCGCCGGCUGAUCGUCAAGCUCGACGCCGCGGACGACGUCUGCCUCGACGCGUGCUGCGCGCACAACCACUAG